Empidonax traillii (willow flycatcher) is the source of this 822-nucleotide messenger RNA. Its product is annotated as beta-1,3-galactosyltransferase 4-like. Gene Ontology annotation, molecular function: N-acetyl-beta-D-glucosaminide beta-(1,3)-galactosyltransferase activity. The record is from RefSeq and is a predicted model, not a curated record. Lineage: Eukaryota; Metazoa; Chordata; Aves; Passeriformes; Tyrannidae. The transcript has a single exon. Gene Ontology annotation, cellular component: membrane. The annotation marks the transcript as partial.
UUUCUGCUCGUCCUCGUGCCCAGCGCCCCCUCCCACCUCCCCCGGCGCCUCGCGGUGCGCGACACGUGGGGGCGACCCCCGCCCACCACGACCCCCUCCUCCCCCCCCGUCACCCGCACCCUCUUCGUGCUGGGAGUGCCCCCCACCCCGAAUUCGCAGCGGGAGCUGCUCCGCGAGUGGAGGCUCCACGGGGACCUCCUGCAGGGGGAUUUUGGGGACUCCUACUCCAACCUGACCUUGAAGACGCUGCUGCUGCUGCGCUGGGCCCUCACCUGCUGCGGGGGGGCCCCCUUCGUCCUCAAGGCUGACGACGACACCUUUGUGAACCCCCCCGCUAUCGCGACAUACCUGUUGUCACCCUCCACGCCCCGCCGCCUCUACCUGGGCCGCGUCCACUGGCGCGUGGCCCCCGACCGCGACCCCCGCAGCCGCCACCACGUCCCCGCGCGGCUCUAUCGCGACAGCGCCUUCCCUCCCUACUGCAGCGGCACGGCCUACGUGCUGUCGCGACAGGCGGCGGCGGCGGUGCUGGCGGCGGCGCCGCGCGUGCCCCUCGUGGGGCCCGAGGACGUGUGGGUGGGGCUGUGCGCCCGCCGGGCGGGGGUCGCGCCACGCCACUCGGCGAGGUUCGGGGGGUCGGCCAGGGUCCCCCCCGAGCGGUGCUGCCUGGGCGAGGUGAUGUUCAGCGCCCACCGCCUGCGCCCCCACGAGCUCAGGGGGCUCUGGGGGGGCCCGGGGGGGGCGUGCGGGGUCGUGCAGAGGCUGCUGGGGGUGCUGCGGUGCCGGGGAUUGGCGCUGUGGGAGUGGCUCUGGGGGGGGUGA